UAUUCGCAGUGACGUGGGUGGGAUUGCGACGCUGUCUUUUUAUUACGUCAGAGUUCGAUAGCGUGGCAAAGGGGCAGCGAUGGAUAGAUCCUAAUGGAGUUUAUAAAGUGUGGUCAACAGCAGCACACACCGAGGACCACUAAACGUCACGUACAGGUGUCAUCUAGCCUACGUCCCAAAGGACAAUAUGACUUAAUGGGACACAAACAAGGAUCUAAAGAUGUCAAGUUACUCAGCACUCAAUCCCACAAUAUGGGUGACAAUCUAUCAAUGCACUUGAGUGAGGAGACAUAAUGACGGAGGGUGUGGAGAUUCAUCAGGCCCGGACAAACAGAGCUGAUGCUGCCACAACCUCUGUAACGCGGAGCAGGACGUCCUCUCUGGAGGCCGUAGAAACCUCCAGUUUUCCAGAGGUGCAGCAUCAUUCCACUGGAGGAGCGGAGGACAGCGGCGGUGGCUCGGUGGCGCCUGAUGGUGGCUGGGGCUGGGUGGUCGUUGCAGCUACUGUUCUGGUCUUAGCGAUGACUCUGGCUUUCCCUUCUUGCAUUGGGAUAUUUUACACUGACUUGCAGAAUGACUUCCAGGCCAGCAACACUGAAACGUCAUGGGUGCCAGCCAUCAUGAUAGCAGUGCUCCAUGCAGGCGGCCCCAUAUGUAGUGUUCUCGUGGAGUGCCUCGGUUGCCGUACAACAAUAAUUAUUGGUGGGAUCCUGAGCGGACUGGGAAUGGCAGCCAGCUCAUUUGCACAGACAUUAGUAGAGCUGUAUAUCACUGCUGGCAUUAUCACAGGAAUGGGAUUCUCUUUGUCUUUCCAGCCGUCGAUCACCAUGGUGGGGCACUACUUUGUGCGGCGCAGGGCGUUCGCUAAUGCCUUGUCUUCCACUGGCACUGCACUCGGGCUGAGCACCCUACCAUUGCUAGCCAACUAUCUGCUGAGCAGCUUUGGUUGGCGGGGCAGCUUUUUGGUGCUGGGAGGGGUUCUGCUGAACUGCUGCGUUUGUGGGGCCGUAAUGCGCCCCCUUGGGGCCAAACCAAAGAUGGAAGCCAGAACCAGACAAACAAACAAUCGCCAACUCAAAACCAAUUGCCUUUCCAUUUCUCAGGAACGAGAGGGUCUGAAAGGCCGUCUACGGGCCACUCUCUCCACUGUCAUGUCUUUCCUGCGCAGGCACAUGGCUUUCGACCUGCUGUGCAGUAACCCAUACUUCUGUGCCUAUGCUCUUGGGAUGUCCUGGAUGAUGCUGGGCUUCAUGGUGCCCCUAGUUUACCUGGUUCCCUAUGCCACCGCUUAUGGUAUAGAGCAAGAUCGAGCCGCUCUGCUGAUGGCCAUCCUCGGGUUGAUCAACAUCACAGUUCGGCCCGUGACAGCACUGGUUUUCGGGCUGCCUCGCUUCCGUGGAAGCCAUAACUUUGCAUAUCUGUUUGCCACGGCGGUGCUGAUCAAUGGAUUAAGCAACUGCAUCUGUGGGAUGGUGACCAGUUUCCCAGGACUGUUGGCGUAUGUUCUAGUGUUUGGGUUUUCCAUGAGUGUCAUCGGCUCCUUGUUGUUCACCGUACUGAUGGACACGGUGGAGAUGAGCCGCUUCCCAUCCGCCCUGGGCCUCAUCAGCAUUAUGGAGAGUAUCAUGCUGCUGCUAGGCCCGCCGUUAGCAGGAAUCCUGGUUGACAGCACUAGGCAAUACGCCUACGUGUUCUUCGCCUGCAGCAUAAACGGCUCUACGGCUGGUCUCUUCAUCAUGCUGUCUUUCUACUGGCUGGACAGACAGAAGGACAGAGAGGUUAAGAGCUCCUUUACUCAUAAAGACACAAACUCACUGAAGCAAAGCAUUAAGAUGACCAUAGACUGUGAUUACAGUCCAGUGCCUUUACAUAGUAACAGUGUCAGAGACAUGGAGACUGAUGUGUGAUGUAUGACCACCUUGUUUGUCUUUCACCGUACUCAUUUUGUUCAUCCAGUGCACAGGAACCUAGUCUUUACCCAUCCUAGUUAGUGGACAAUCAGAUGUAUUUUUCACAACGUAUGUACACUGCUGUAAGAAUACAUUGGACCAAAACUUU
Molecule: messenger RNA, 2058 nt
Organism: Cyprinus carpio (common carp)
Lineage: Eukaryota; Metazoa; Chordata; Actinopteri; Cypriniformes; Cyprinidae
Product: monocarboxylate transporter 6-like
Biological process (GO): monocarboxylic acid transport; transmembrane transport
Molecular function (GO): monocarboxylic acid transmembrane transporter activity
Source: RefSeq, a predicted model, not a curated record